AUUAGAUCACCUGCUGCCCACGCUGGAUUUUUCCAUCUACAUCACAGGCAGUAGCUCUGGACUUAACUUUGCACUUCUGUGUCUGGAAUGAAAAUUUUAUUGCACAUUAUGCAGCCUAAUGAGGACAUGCAUGGCAUCUAGGAUUAACCUCUGCUCUUGGUAGAGCUACCCUGAAGUCCACAUCCAUUUGAACCAGCCCCCUACAUCUGGAAAAGUCCAUGAUGUAAAUGUAACUUGUUUUUUCUUCUUUCCGUUUUUUUAAAACCUUCAACUUUCAGCCAUGAAUUUUAGAGGAUCUACCAGGAUCAACAUUUUGAUAGGUUGGAGUUAAAUUAUCUUUUUUGCUGGGACCGCUGGACAGUGCAGCAGUGGCUAUUGGGGCCGGCUGCUGUGGCGGUGGUGGGAGGACCUUAUUGCCUUGGAAUACAGGGAUAUAUUUACAAAACUGCACGCCACCAUGAGGAUAUCCACCACCACAUGUCUCUGUCCCUUUUUGGUUUGCCUCUGCUUCAUUCAGAGAUGUUCUGGGGCAAGCCACCAUGUCCCCACCAAAGUGCCCUCUAAGAACCAGACCAAACUGGCCAAUGGGGAGACAGAGGUGCACCACAGGCCCAAGCGGGGGUGGAUCUGGAACCAGUUCUUUGUUUUAGAAGAACACAUGGGACCAGAAGCUCAGUAUGUGGGAAAGCUUCACUCGAACUCGGAUAAAGGCGAUGGAUCCGUCAGGUACAUUCUGAGCGGAGAAGGAGCUGGGACUAUAUUUAUCAUUGAUGAGGUGACAGGAGAUAUUCAUGCCACUAAGAGCCUGGAUCGUGAAAGGAAAACACAUUAUGUCCUGCAUGCACAAGCCUUGGACCGCAACACAGAGGAGGCCCUAGAACCAAAGUCGGAAUUCAUAAUUAAAGUGCAAGACAUCAACGACAACGCACCUAAAUUUCCAAACGGACCCUUUGUAGCGACGGUGCCUGAGAUGUCUGAAGUGGGCACCUCUGUGAUGCAAGUUACAGCGACCGAYGCAGACGACCCUACCUAUGGAAACAGCGCCAAAAUAGUCUACAGCAUUUUACAAGGACAGCCAUAUUUCUCUGUGGACCCCAAAACAGAAAAUUACCAACUUUAUGUCCCUGAAUCUGCUCAAGUUGGGAAACCAGUAGGGAAGAUCAAAGCCAACGAUGAUGACCUUGGUGUCAAUGCAGACAUCAAGUAUAGCAUCAUAAACUCAGAGGGUGCCAAUAUGUUCUCAAUAUCUACUGACAGAGAAACAAGAGAGGGAAUCAUCAGUCUCAAAAAGAUAUUACUUGGACAGCAAAGAGGAUGGAGAAAGAUAUUUCAGAAUUGAUGAAAUCAGUGGAGUUAUACGUACAACACAGUCUCUGGACAGAGAAGACGUUGCAUGGCACAAUGUCACUGUGAUGGCCUCGGAGGUUGACAACCCCAGCCUUCUUAGACAAGUUCCGGUUACCGUCCAGGUUCUGGACAUGAAUGACAAUCCACCCGAAGUAGCAACCAACGAAGAAGUUAUUGUCUGUGAGAACUCAAGGCCCGACCAGGUGAUCCAGACCGUCACAGCAGUGGAUAAGGAUGACUUUGCCAAUGGACAGCGGUUUUCUUUUGCUUUGCCCAGCCAGCUACCAGUUAAUCCCAACUUCACCCUAAAAGACAAUGGAGACAGCUCAGCCAGCAUCCUUGCCAGAAGACGACGUUACAACCACCUGACACAGGAUCUGUACAAGCUGCCCAUUGUGGUGUGGGAUGGUGGGGAGCCAUCCUUAAGCGGCACCAGUACCCUGACCCUCCGAGUAUGUCCGUGUCAGCGUUACGGCAAGAUCCGGAUAUGCCAAGGCGAGGCGUUCCUCUCUUCUGCGGGUCUCAGUACGGGAGCUCUGAUUGCCAUCCUACUGUGCAUCAUCAUCUUGCUUGCGAUUGUGGUUCUGUUCAUCACACUGAGGAGGAGCAAGAAAGAGCCCCUUAUCAUUGCUGAAGAGGACAUCCGAGAAAACGUUGUGACUUAUGAUGACGAGGGUGGCGGCGAGGAGGACACGGAGGCGUUCGACAUCAUUGCUCUCCGUAACCCAACUGCYGCAGAGGAGCUCAAGUUCAGACGGGACAUCCGCCCAGAGGCGCUGAGUCAUUGUAGCCUGCCCCACAUCCACAGGAGCCCAUUGGUGGAGCUGAACGAAGUGGACGUGCACAAAUUCAUCAGACAGAGACUGGUGGAGGCYGAUAUGGACACCAGCGUACCGCCCUAUGACUCCCUUCAGACCUAUGCUUACGAGGGACAGGGCUCUUCUACGGGAUCUAUCAGUCCGUUGGACUCUCUUGGCACACAGUCGGAACAGGAGUAUAACUAUCUGAAUGAUUGGGGAAUCGAGUUUCAGAGGCUAGCAGAACUCUAUGAAGAGGCAGAGUCAGAUGUGACCACCUAGUCUGUGAUUCCACUUUUGUUCAAACCAAAUCUGUUUUAGAUCCCUUUUUUUCCCCCAGAAUUUCAGUGAAUGAACGCACGGACCAACAUCRCUGAAACAGUGUUCUUAAAUUUUACUGUUGAACUAAACUUUUUUUUUUCUUUUUGUUCAUUUGUUUGUUUUCAUUUUGUCACGUUGGGUCAUGGAUUGUUCAUCUGCAAGAGUCAGAUAUUAAGAUGAAAGAGAAAAUAUGCGGAAAAARGGGGGAAAUAUUUUCCUUGGUGUAUAUUUUUUAAUGCUCAAUAAAGUCCUAAAAUCCA
This is a messenger RNA of Austrofundulus limnaeus, 2725 nucleotides long. RefSeq names its product cadherin-18. NCBI's taxonomy places the organism in Eukaryota, Metazoa, Chordata, Actinopteri, Cyprinodontiformes, Rivulidae. Gene Ontology annotation, cellular component: catenin complex; plasma membrane; adherens junction. Gene Ontology annotation, biological process: cell-cell junction assembly; adherens junction organization; cell migration. Gene Ontology annotation, molecular function: cadherin binding; calcium ion binding; beta-catenin binding. The record is from RefSeq and is a predicted model, not a curated record.